Molecule: messenger RNA, 2475 nt
Organism: Saprolegnia parasitica CBS 223.65
Lineage: Eukaryota; Oomycota; Saprolegniomycetes; Saprolegniales; Saprolegniaceae
Exons: 2
Coding region: 1-2475 (824 amino acids)
Source: RefSeq, a predicted model, not a curated record
AUGAGCGCGCUACGGACGACCAACCCGACGAUGGCGGCCUACGAUGCCGCUCUAGACCUGCUGCGCGAGUCGACGGCCUACGCCUACCAGAGCACGGUUGCAUGGCACCUGCAGCCGCAGCUGGCCAUCGACGGCGUCGACGGGUGCCUGUCCUGGCCGAUGGCCAUGCACCAAGAACAGCAGCUCUGGACGCGCCACGCCCACUACUGCAUUCUUCCGACGUCCAAGGUUCGCAUCAUCAACGAAGAUGCGUGGGCGACGCUCGUGCGAACGAGCCUUUUGCCCGACAUCCAGAAGUCGCUGCGCGUCACCGACACGGGCGUCGUCGCCGUCUUUUCGCAUCUGUGCAUCGACACGCAUGGCUCGUCAGCGUGCCUCAAGCCGCGACCGGACAUUGCCAACGUGUUUGGGAUGCUCCUGGUGUCGCUGCCGUCCUCCGUCAAUGGCGGCGCGAUCGCGAUGGCGUAUGGCGGCGGCUUGACGAUGCAGCGUCCGUCUCAAAAGACAGUGCAAGUGCUCGCGACGCGCCUCGAUGCAACCAUCACAUCGUCGCCGAUCCGAGCUGGCCGUCGCGUCGCGCUCGUGUACGCCUUGGUGGCGACGGACGUUGAUGCACGCGUCAUUCCGCCGCUGCCAGCACACGACGACGCUGUCGCCGCUUUUGCAGCGAUCGCCGCGCACCCGCCAUCGGCGCUGCAACGCCUAGGGACUGCUACAGAGGAUUCGGAGCGCCUCGGGCUGAGUGCUCGGGAGCUUCUUUGCGGCAUUCUCGCAACGUUUCUCGGCACUGGACCGUCGUCCCAUGCCACCAUGACAGCACGCGGCAUGCACGCAAUGACGAACCUCUUGCUACAGCGCCGUCAUCUCGACCUCGCAGCGAUUUUCCUUUCCAACGCUGUCUCGAUUGCGCGCACGAUCUCGAUCCAGGACAUGGCGACUUGUGUCCAUGCGUGUCUCGGAUCGUACGGCUGGUCACCGCUCUUUUCAACCGUCCAGAGCCUUCUACGUCGAUGGCUACGUGUGCGCCCGAUGCGUGAUAGUACUCGUCUUCUUCUGAGCCUCGCGGGUGCCACGAAUGGCGACGACGCCGUGUGCCGUCCGCUACAGCAGCCGUAUGUGUGCGAGUUCAUAAAAAUGAGCUGGGAUCGGAUCGUACCAUCGGUCCUGACUUUGGACCGAGGAUCGUACCCCGCCGAGCACUGGAUUCUACUCGACUGGUACCUUGACGAGAUUGCGCCGCCGCUCGCGUAUGGCAACUGGCUCGGCACCCGCCUACCGCCUGCGCUCACGCUCAUCGUCGACAGCUACCUUUACAAGCGUCCGUUCGGCUCGGUGCUCUCGGGUGUGCACACGUCGGCGUCGUGGCUGCUCCAGCAUGUACCACAAGGCCUUGUCCGAGCCAUUGCACGCCAACCAACACUGCCUCGGCGGCGGUACCUGGAUGUUUUGUCGGUCGCGAUCAACGAGAUUCGAAGCACGUCCGACGAUGUCCAUCACUCGAUCUCGUCGACCAAAGUGGGUGCCAUUAUAGACGCGAUGGAGUCCUUGGGCCAAUGCACCCCAUGCCUACUGGACGCGUGUCGUAAGCUCAGUUCCAACCGCAGCAUCGUCGCCGGUAUCUUGCAGUUUCUCAAGCACCCAACGUCGCCGGUCGCACCGUCGGCCCAAUCGCUGGUCGCCGAGUCUGUCGUGUCGAUUGCAGCAUCGUUCUUCAACAGGAGUGGCGCCCAGCGCACGGCGCGAGACAGCAAAGCCAUCGUCGAUGGUAUCGAAGUGCUCACGUUGGCGGCACCGAGCAAAGUGCCAUCGUUCCUCACAGGGUGGCUCGCGGCGCAGUCCUCGACACUGGACGCGACACGCUCUGUGCUCUAUCCUGUGGUCGAGCUGCUGCGCACGCGAUUCCAAGACCGAGACCUCGACCUUGUGGCGCAGCUAGCGACAGCGUGUCUGACACGGUUUCUUGACGGUAAUGCGCUCGCGCCGGUGCCCGACUUUGGCAACGACUUUGUCGUGGCCGACGUGGCUGUGGACGCGAGGCAUUGCGAGCAGUGCAGUCGGCUCGCCCGCUUCCUGCAAGACGGACUGUGCACCGAAUACGACUAUGAAGCGCACAGCAUUUGCGAGCGAGUGGAAGCGGUCGUGGAUGACCACGCUGCACAGCUUGCGCUGGAGCUGGACGAGCGGGACGGAGACGUGUACGGCGACCCCUACGACGACUUUGACGACUUUGACGACGGCCUCUUUGGUGGCGGCUUUAUGGGCGGCUACGCACUGGCCGAUCACUAUGUCGUGCGCAAGCUCGCGCAACCGGGUCGUGCGACGGUCGAUGAUCUCGAUGAAUAUCUUCAGCGCAUCAAGCAGCUCAAGGACGACGCCAAGCGCAUUGCAAUGCUUGACGACAUUCUCGCGAUCCAUGCGGCAGCCAUUGAUGAGGACGAACCGUCACCCAAGCACCCGCGGCUUGGCACAUCGUAG